UAUGCAGACCUUGAAAAACAAGCGUCGGUGUAUGACGUACACGUUCGUGCGCGCUACAAAACGCCGACCAUCUUGAGAGAAAUAAUACAAAAUCUAACCCAAAUGCCUGCAAUAAAAAAGAGAAUUACUGCUGAGUAUCGAGCAGAGCAGGAACAACGUGGUGAAGAACAUGUCGAACCAGAUGCUGAGUCAGAAGCUGUUGAUGCUGCAGACGUUAGUACUUCUGCUUCACAAGUUUCAGUAACAUUGUCUUCAUCAUUGAAACGCAAACUCUCAGGCAGUGGUGGGACUCCAAGCCCAUUGAGAGGACUAGAUGGUGAGGUACUGCUAGAAAAACGAAGACGAUGUUUGCCUGUUGCAGAAGACAAACUUGCAAGCUGGCUUGAAGGCAACUUUGAAAAGAAGCCAGAGAUGCAUCUGUCUUCGCAAAAGUUGUACCUUUAUUACACAGACAUGUGCCAGCAGGAAGGUGGAGGAGUUCUUGACUUUAGAGAUUUUACAAAGAUACUGCGUACAAAGCUAGGCAACGAGUUUGGUGUGCGAGAAGAUUCCAUCUAUAAAGGACAACUUAAGGAAAAAAAAUUGGAGAAAAAAGCUACUGUAAAAGGUCAGACACUAGGUCUUAAGAUGAAGGACUUGGUGGAAGAGGCACUAAAAGCUAGCGGAAGCCCUAGGAAAGGUGUGCGAUUUCAUUGGAUCAAACAAUACUUGGCAGCAAAGUACCCUGCUCUUAUGAUAGCCCAACGUCCUGGUCACUUGAAAGUAGCUCUUGAACGGGCAGUGAACUACGGAAAAGUGGAAUUGGUGAGAGGAAUUGGCUUUUGUGGUUACUAUCGACUUCCUGGUCCAGCAGAAGUUGAAGAAGAAGAGCUAAAAGAUAAGGAAAAAAAAGGCAAAAGGAGACGAUGUGGAAAAAUGAAAAUGAAAAUGAAGAAAGGUGAUGGCAGCAGCGCGGAGCCAAAAGAAGAUAUGGUUGAUAACUUAACAAAAACAGAAGAAGAAAAUCCAAAAGAAAAAACAGCUGCACAGAAAAAACCCAAGCGUAAAGCAAAUAAGAGAGUCAAAAGACAAAACCGAAUCAAUCACAGUGAACCACAGCAUAUUGAAGAGAUAUUUCCUCUUGCAAUGACAUACAUGAGCGAACCAAAAGAGGCAUCAACUGCCAAGAUUAAAAAAUAUCUAGAAAAGUACUACGGGAAGACAGACAUAGAAAACAGAUUGAAGAAGACAUUACUUCAUGGACUUGAGCUGGGUAUGUGGGAUCGUGUUUCUGGAAUUGGAGCAUCAGGUACUUUUCAGCUUCAGGUGGACACCUUUAACCCUCAGCACACGGAAUCCCUUAUGGAUAUGGUGUCUUCAGCAAUCAUUGCAUGUAGUGAGCCAAAGAUUGCCUCCUUCCAGUUGCUGAAAUCAUAUAUCAAGGAAUACCAUUCAGAGUUUGGGAUUGACACGCGCCCAUCUUUACUCAAGAAUGCCAUUGCACGGGCACUUAAGAAAGAGAUGAUCAUUCGUGUGAGUGGAAUUGGAAUGUCAGGAAGCUUCCAACUCGCCCAGCCCUUCAUGCCUUCCCCAGCAAUUCUAGCAGGAGAAGAGGAUGAGGAGGAGGAUGAGGAGGAAGAUAAUGAUGAAAAUGAAGUUUAUGUUGUGCGAAAAACAAAAUCAGGACGUUCUGCUCCACUGAAGCCCAGCAACCAAGGACAGUCAUUAAAGGAAUCGUCACCCUCAAAGCAUAGCAGGGCAGGAGCUUCAGCAGCCAGAGGUGCUAGCAAAAAGACUGUCAGGAAGCAAGUGUAUAGUGAAAGUGAAGAGGACUCGGAGAGUGAUGAGUCAGGAAAUGAGUUCCAAGACGAUGAUGAAAAAUAUGUGCCACGCAAGACCAAAUCCAGGCAAAACCAUGAAGUGGCUACCCCAAAAAACCUGCUGCUGGCAGGGACAAAAGUGAAUUGUCUGUAAAGAAGAACAGAGUUACUACACCAGGUAGCACGCCCUCAAUAAAGGGCAGUGCUGAACAAGAUAAAGAUGUGAAGAGGACUCAAUCUGCUAAGCAGUCUGAGGGGAGAAAGAAAGGAAAAUCUGCUAUCAAAGGCCAGAAAAAGUUAGACACUAAGAGAAAUCUUAAUGAUACAAGAGAAGGAAAAGUCACUUUGACUUCCAUGCCAGGCAAAGCAGGCAGAGGUUCUAACAACAGUUCUCCUGCCAAGAGUCCUGUCAUUAGGAAGCAGGCCAACAGACAGGCUGUUGCUGAAGAUACAGAAGAUGAGGAAAACUACUAUGAGGUAGAAGAAGCCACACCUUUGAAAAAGGGGAAGGAAGCUAAACCAGGAAAGGAAACACCAAACAAAAACAAGAAAGGGAAACGGGGGAAAAAAUCUAGAGUAAGUUCUAAUGCAGAUAACACCUCAUCUCCUCGGGCAGGGUUUUCUCCUAGAUCCACGAACAACUUAGUCAAAGUAUCAUACUGAGAAAUGAAUGGGGAAUCUGCUAAUGACGAUCAUCUUGUGGUUUGUUCAGCAGCAUCUGGCAAAAUGCCAUGAAGCAAUGACCUGGGUCCAUUUUCUCAUCUGUUUGUUUCCAUAUUAUUGUCAACACAGGAACACAUUUUCAUUAUCCUGACAGUUUCAACAGACGCAGUAUUCACACACAAUCAAAGUGGCAAACAUCGCAUGUGUUCAUGUUAAGCCUUUCUCAUCACCCUCCAUUAUGUCUGAACCAGAGUGGUUCAGCCUUUGGCAGCAUUAGUUUGUGGGUCCCUAUUUUCAGGAGUUCAAGUGCUCUUUGUGCUUGUGCAAAAUUUUACUGGCACAAGAGCUUUGGCGUGGAAUCUUUCUUUAUGAAAUAUUUGGCUUAUACUUUGAAAAUUUGAAUUCCUGUAUUUUACAGGUUUAUAGAAAAUGCAUUUAGAGUGCAUGACUGGCUGGUUGAGGUUAUGUGUGCAUGCACUUGCAUAUUUGUAUAUACUUUUGUUGGAGUUGAACCAUGCAUUUAAUCCUAGCUCAUUUUAACAUGAAAAAUAAUGUAUUCAGAAGUAAUUGAUGUUAAAGUGUUAAGAAAUCACUGAUGUUACUUUUAAAAUGGUUCAAAUAUGAAAAAGUCGAAUACUUUAUCAGUCCAUUUUACAUAUUCUUUAAUGUAUUUACCAACAAUUUCAGUUGUAUUAGCAUUGUUGGGACAUAUUUAUUGCUAGUCUUUCCCCCAUGACCUCAACAUUUUUUUUUCUCUCUCUAAAACAAUAUGUAUUCUUACGCAUACAUUUGUCUACAUUUUUUCUCAUAUGCCUGUGCAUCUGAAUUUGAUAGUUUUACACAUUUAUGUCUGACAUUCCCACUCUCCCAUUUUUUUCAUUCACUCUCACUUCUGUUUUUUUUUUUUUCCUAUUCAUCAGUUUUAUAGAGAAAACAAAAUAGGCGUUUCAUGUUUUUUUGAUUUGUAAUCUGAAAAUAAUAUUUGUUUUAGAAAUUGCUAAUAAAGCUUUGAGGCUUU
Pomacea canaliculata is the source of this 3480-nucleotide messenger RNA. RefSeq names its product heterochromatin protein 1-binding protein 3-like. The record is from RefSeq and is a predicted model, not a curated record. Gene Ontology annotation, molecular function: DNA binding. Gene Ontology annotation, biological process: nucleosome assembly. Lineage: Eukaryota; Metazoa; Mollusca; Gastropoda; Architaenioglossa; Ampullariidae. Gene Ontology annotation, cellular component: nucleosome.